Salvia hispanica is the source of this 978-nucleotide messenger RNA. NCBI's taxonomy places the organism in Eukaryota, Viridiplantae, Streptophyta, Magnoliopsida, Lamiales, Lamiaceae. The record is from RefSeq and is a predicted model, not a curated record.
AUGGAUAGGAAUGCAUUUGGUCGUUUAUGUAUCCUAUUGAGAGACGUUGGUGGGCUGCGAAAUGGUAGAUAUGUGUUUUUAGAGGAACAAGUAGCUAUUUUUCUAAGCAUUCUAGCUCACCACAAGAAAAUUCGUCCAUCUGGUUUUGAUUUCAAGCGGUCUGGGGAAACAAUAUCCCAUUAUGUUCAUCUUGUGCUGAAAGCAGUCCUUAGACUUCAUACCAUCCUCUUGCCUGAACCCGAACCAGUAACGAACACUUGUGUUGAUCAUCGAUGGAAACAUUUUAAGGGCUGUAUUGGCGCCUUGGAUGGGACAUACAUAAAUGUCCUUGUAAGCAACGCGGAUAAGCCACGUUAUCGAUCAAGGAAGGGGCAAAUCUCCACUAACACUCUUGCGGCCUGCGACCGCAACAUGCGAUUCUUGUAUUUUAUGCCCGGGUGGGAGGGUUCCGCUGGCGAUUCUCGAGUGCUAAGGGAUGCCGUUAGUAGAGAUGGGGGAUUGAGGGUGCCCAAAGGAAAUUAUUUUUUGUGCGAUAAUGGAUACGCAAAUUGUGAAGGCUUCUUGACGCCGUUCAAAAAUGUCCGCUACCAUUUGAAGGAGUGGGGCAUCGGUAACCAAAGACCACAAAAUGCUCGUGAGUUGUUCAAUUUAAGGCACAGUAAAGCUCGUAACAUUAUCGAGCGAGCUUUUGCAGCUCUUAAGAUGAGAUGGAGCAUUCUGCCGAGUGCUAGUUUCUAUCCGAUUAAGAUCCAAAUCCAGAUGAUUAUGGCUUGCUUCUUACUCCACAAUUUUAUUCGUGGUGAGAUGACCAACGACCCAAUAGAACAACAAAUUGAUGGUGAUACACAGAAUGGCGUAGUUGAUGAUGUUGAUGGUGAAGCUGAAUAUAUUGAUCAAGUUGAGACAUCUACUGCUUGGACUCAAAUGAGGGAAGAUUUGGCUAACUCUAUGUGGAACAAUGUGUGUAUAUGCAUCUAG